Messenger RNA from Tachyglossus aculeatus (Australian echidna), 693 nucleotides. RefSeq names its product olfactory receptor class A-like protein 1. The transcript has 2 exons. Bases 1 to 693 code for a protein of 230 amino acids. Gene Ontology annotation, cellular component: membrane. Gene Ontology annotation, molecular function: pheromone receptor activity. Gene Ontology annotation, biological process: G protein-coupled receptor signaling pathway. The record is from RefSeq and is a predicted model, not a curated record. NCBI's taxonomy places the organism in Eukaryota, Metazoa, Chordata, Mammalia, Monotremata, Tachyglossidae.
AUGCUGUUUCAGAUCACCAUCAGGACCUUGGUGAAUGUACUCCUCUUGGUGUUUUAUAUCUGCAUGGUGUCCAUCAGCCCCAAGUUCAGCUCCUUGGAUCUGAUUUUCUGCCACCUGAUCUUGGCCAACACCAUGAUUCUUCUCACCCUCGGAAUCCCGGAGACCCUGUCAGCCUGGGGAUGGAGAAAUUUCCUGAGUGACGUCGGAUGUAAAUUCCUCAUGUAUAGUCCUCGAGUGGGCCGGGGGCUGCCCAUCUGCACCACCUGCCUUCUGAGUAUCUUUCAGGCCGUCACCAUCAGCCCUGGGAAACCCCGGUUGUCCCGGAUCAAAGCCAGGUUACCCAGGUGUGUAGUCUUCUCCUCCCUCCUGUCAUGGGGCCUCAUUCCGCUUGUAGAUUUAAGUAUGUCAAUGCACAUGACAGGCCCCAGGAACAGCAGCAGUGUUAAACUCGUGCUGGACCUCAAAUAUUGCGUAAAGGUCAGUGUCAGCGCGAAAACCAUCUUGCUCAUCACCAUCGUGUUCUCCCUCUGCGACUUGAUCUUCGUGGGGCUUAUGAGAGCGGCCAGCGGCUACUUGGUGUUCACCGUGUACAGACACCACCGGCGUCCUCCUCUAUGGGGGGCAGUCCAUCAUGCUGAGUAUUAUGCAGAACGAGCAGAGGAUGAGUGCAAUCCGGAAAAAGGAAUCACCUGA